This is a messenger RNA of Betta splendens (Siamese fighting fish), 4731 nucleotides long. Its product is annotated as CD209 antigen-like protein A. Bases 2118 to 3005 code for a protein of 295 amino acids. The transcript has 9 exons. The record is from RefSeq and is a predicted model, not a curated record. NCBI's taxonomy places the organism in Eukaryota, Metazoa, Chordata, Actinopteri, Anabantiformes, Osphronemidae.
UGAACGAUUGUUCAAUAUAAUCACAUUAAACUGUAGCUUUGAUACAGUUAUGGCCAUACACAAUACUAAAUGUUCAAUUGCAAGCUACAAUCAUUUCUUAUUUGAUGCUGUAAUACUUAAAAUGCUAUAAGUAUUAAGCUAAGCAGAUGCAAUAAAUUCUUGAAUGCAAACAACAUACAGUAUUCUACAAGUAAUGUAUUUUACAUUUUAAGGCUUCAUUUCAUGAAGCGAGUGUUCAUUAUAGUUUGAUAUUGUUAAAAAUAUUGAUGUUAUGGAAAUGAAGUAACUGGAAAUAGACACACUUAGCUCACAAACACCUCAGAGUUUGGCUCUCUGAAUAAUGGAUGUAAAAUAAGAAGCCCUGAUGAGAAGUGAUCAGUGUAUGUACAGUAGUGUCAGUGGAGGAACAAGAAGAACGGAAAGAGCCAGAAACUGACCUGCGGUUUCCAUCAGCAUUGACGUCCACUUGUGAAAGUGGCUUGCUGUGGUUAUAAAACCUACAAGGAGGACAGCAAAGAUCACAUGCAAAAUAAAUACAUAUGUACAUUUUACUUACAGCCUGUCACUAUUUCUGUCACUUUGUCACCAUUUAAAACCACCAUUCAGUGAAUGUUUGAUGGACUGUGACCAGAACUCCUCUGGCCCCUCUACAACAGCAACAGCUAAUGUAUUUAAUGCUUUUCCCAAAUCAGCAACUCUAGAGCAACCAGUUUCCUAAACACAUGAAAAAUCAUUAUAAAGCACAAAAGAAAGCUUCACAUUUUACAGUCAUCAACUAGAAAUGUUGAGCAAAAGAAUGCAAAGAAAGCAAAAGAAAGUAGGGGCCACAUCCAAACACACAUGCUGACAUACAACCUAAACUACUGAAGUUGCUAAACAUAAUGCAUUGAUGACAGGAAGCUGUUAGCAUUCACCCCUAUUUUACAUAAAAGCUGAAAUAGUCUGCUUUCAUGAAAAAGAGGAAACUGGUAAGUGAUAAGCAGUGUAACCUAAAUACUUAAAUGACAUCUGCUUUUCACCAACCACCCAUUUCCUGUUAAAACAUGUGUGAAUGUUCUGACUCUUUACUAAUAAAAAGGUAUUUUCACAGAAGGUUAUGAGCAAGCUGAGCUGACAGCAACACUGACCACAAUGGAUGAACAGGAUAUCUAUGCCAAUGUCGAGGGACCAUCAGGACUUCAUGUCAAGUGGAGGAGAGUGAAGAGUUCAGACAAUAUUUAUCAAAAUGAAGACGCAUGUUGCUCUGUGGAGACCGACAGAACUGGGCCUGCGCUGUCAGACAAUGAGAGAAGCUCAAAGUGUUAAAUGAAAAGGAUCCAGUUACAGACCAAUUACAACAACCUGACUAAAGAACAAGACCAGUUUCAUAAACAAAUAGAAGAAAUUACCACAGAACUUCAAAGGAUGCUUGAGGCUCUACAUUCUCAAGAAUGGAAGUAUUUUAGUCAUAGUUUAUAUUACUUUUCAUCAACGAUGAAAUCCUGUCAAAGUAGAAACGACUGCCUGCAGAAAGAGUCGGACCUGGUGAUUAUCAACAGUCCUGAGGAGCAGGUAUUGGGUAAAAUCUGAACCAAACAAUGAAGGAAAUGAAGACUGUGGAGAAAUAAGAAAAUUUGAUUCACAAAACAGCUGGAAUGAUGUAAUGUGUAACCUUAAAAACCACUGGAUCUGUGAAACAAAACUCAGCAGCCAUUUAAAACUCACCGGACAAAAAUAAAGGAUGUUUUGUGUUUUGUGCAUAAAAAAAAUAAAUUACAUCAAACUACUGAUUUUGAACAAAUUGGCUCAUGACCAGCUUUAUAUUUACUUAUACCUUAGGCAAGCUAACAAACGCCACAGCUAAGUGGUUAGCUACAAACUGCAGGCCAAUUAAAGUUAGAAGAUGUCGGUCUGAGGAACGUUAAUAGAAUCAAAACGAAUGACGGCACUUGUGAGCCUCCACCAUGACGCACCAUCACAGGAAGAAUGCACGAGUUGUAUGAAAAGGAGAGGACUAUAAAAUCAGCCUUCAAAAAUGAGGAAAUGAAACAUAAUGAUGUCAUGUGAACAUUUGGCUUAAUAAUAACACUUUCUGUUCAGAGAGGGCUCAAACUGAGCUGACAGUAUCGCUGAUCAAUAUGGAUGAGGAGGAAAUCCAUGCUAAUGUGGAGAAACCAUUAGGUGCUCAGCUAUAUUGGAAGAGAGGACAAAGUGGUUCAGGAAAUAUUUAUUUAAAUGAAGAUACUGGUCAUGUGGAGCCCUACAAUACGCUCUCAGACCUUGAGGAAAGUAAUACAGUUAAGAAGCGUCCUUGCAUCGCUACAGCACUGAUCCUGAGUCUGCUGUGUGUUAUCCUUCUUACUGGAGUCGUGAUUCUGGUUUUCGUUUACACCAAAGACAACUCAAACUGGGAACUUAAGAUGUUGCGGUUACAGACCAGUUACAACAACCUGACUGAAAAACAACAUCAGUUACAGAUCAGUUACAACAACCUGGCUGAAGAAAAACAUUACUUACAGACCAGUUACAACAACCUGGCUGAAGAAAACCAUCAGUUAAAGACCAGUUAUGUUAACUUGACCGAAGAAAAAGCCCAACUAAAAAAAAAACUUGAAGAUGCCACUCCAGACCUUCGAAGAAAGCUUCAAGCUCUACGUUGGACGUAUUUUGCGGGUAAAUACUAUUAUAUUUCAUCAAUGAAGCAAACAUGGCAGGACAGCAGAAAUGACUGCUUACAGAGAGGUGCAGACCUGGUGAUUAUCAACAGCCCUGAAGAGCAGGAAUUCAUAAGAAGUAGGAAGAGUCCAACCUGGAUUGGACUGACAGAUGCAGAGAAAGAGAGGACAUGGAAGUGGGUGGAUGGGACUCUGCUGGGGAACCUAAGGUACUGGGCAAAAUCUGAACCCAAUAAUGCAAAUGGAUUUGAGAACUGUGCAGAAAUCAGUGAUUCCAAUUUGGAAAAAAGCUGGAAUGACGUGCCAUGUGACUAUAAAAUCUACUGGAUCUGUGAAGUACAACUCAUCUGAAUAAAAUCAUUUCAUAGUUUAACUUCAGUUAGAAAAAAAUAUAUCUUUAAUGCUUGUGGUAAACUUACAAAUGAUUGUUUUUAAGCAAAGGUUUCUGAACUAUUUCUACUGAGAAAAUAUUUUAAAAGUUAUUAAAGAAUAUGUAUUGUAAUGAAAUGAUUUAAAUAUGUGUUACAGAGAUUUUGAAUUCCUUUUUACUUCUUAAAAAAUAAAGUGACACAAUCAGUUUACUUGCAACAAGUGAGUAGUUUACAGCAAAGGCUACUUAAAGGCAACAAAGGCAAAGUACAGUUCAUUUUAUAGUUAGCUUCCACCCGACAGUUGUGGUGGAAAUUUCCCAUAAAGAGGCAGAUGAGAGAGUUGUAUUUGUGUGAUUUAUUAUAAAAAUUAAGGAAAAUAAAAAUAAUGGGAAUGCAAAUCAAAAACAUGGAUGUUGAUCGUGCACAUCAACAAACCAAAAACCAGCUGGGGAGAUCAGUGCACACACCACGAAGGUGUGAUGCAAAGAGCCCACAAUCCUCAAGUUGCUUCUGCCUUUUAACCCCUUUCUCUGGCUCUGGUGGAAUGUCUCUCUGCAGCAAUGGAAUUGUUUGCGCCACCUUAUCUCGCUGUGAGUGAGAAUGUCUGCUUUCUCACUUCUGCAUCAUCGUGUCUUGUUAUCCAAAGGAAGGAACAUCGAGCUUCCAAAACAAGAUGCAUUCGCUUUAACAGCCUUGGGUCUGGUGGGGAGUCAGAUAGGAAGGAGCCAGAGUCCGGGUGUAAAAGACAAACAUAUAUCAUAAAUUAUUAGUCAGUGAAAUAGAACAUCAGAUGUUUAGACUUGAUGUACGACAGGGCACAAGAGAUUAAUUGUUUGUGUAAGAAUGUUCAGUUCAGUAUUGCACCUAACCAGCACAUGACGACUGUGUUGGAUGAGAAAUAGCACAAAGGCACAAUUUUUCCAUUACAACAGUACAUGAGAAAAUACCUUCUGCACAUAUCACAUGCCAUCACAGAUGAAAAUGCUACAUACAGGUGCGCCAUGUUCUCCCUAAACAGCAGGGAGGAGGCCUUAAACGCGAAACAAAGAGCUCCUGGCUGGUCAGUAUGUAUAUAUUGUUGGUCCCUUCAGCUGCCUUUUGCUGUCCAUUCAGUUUUUGCCCUCUCUGUUAUUACUGGUUGAUGUGUUAUUGUCAUUAGUUUUAUCUUUGCCUUGAUUUGUAUUUAGUCCUGGUUUGGGUUCCGUCCUUUGUCAAGUUGUUAUGGUUGUUACUCACGUAACACUGUCUGUCAAGGUCCUGUCUGUCAUAGUUGUGUUUUCACGUUUUAUGCUUGUGUUGGUUGUAUUUUGUAUGUCUUGUCAUGUGCUAACUGGGUAUUUUGUAGACUUCUUCCUGCUUAGAAGUCAUUUUUAGCAGCAGCAGUUAUGUUCUUAGUAUUAUCCUGUCCUGUGAUUUUCAUACCACUAACUUUCUGUUUCCAAUUAAGUAAGGAAAGGAUUCAGUGACUGUGUUUUUCCCUCAGAUUGGCUCUACAACAUGGUUCCACUUCCCUGUUAUUGUUACUGGAUGUUAAUAUUCAAAAAAUUCCCAGGACAGACUGAACAAAAUCUCUCACUGAAGAAACCUCAACUAACUGGACUCAGGGCCCUGCUCAACUUGGAGCCAGUAGCCUACUGUAACUACACUGAACCCAUCACUGGGGACGACUGAACACAGUAGACCCAGGUUACUUGGCCACUCAAGUG